Molecule: messenger RNA, 3436 nt
Organism: Pocillopora verrucosa
Lineage: Eukaryota; Metazoa; Cnidaria; Anthozoa; Scleractinia; Pocilloporidae
Product: neural cell adhesion molecule 1-like
Molecular function (GO): protein binding
Source: RefSeq, a predicted model, not a curated record
UCAAAUCUUGAGUAUGAUUAACAUGGCGUGGACGGCAAGAUGACUACCCGGGCGCGGACAGAUUGGAUUUUGUGUGGGUCUGAUUUUCUUCAAUGACAGAAGCGUUUUGGAAAGCUUUUGCGCCUAGCAAUGGGAGGUUCUCGACAAGGAAGGUUUCACCCUUUCAUUUUUCUCGGUGUGAUGGCAUUUUUACUCCUUCAGAAACCGCCUGUCACGGAUGCUGCAAUCGACAUGUUGCCAAAUGGCAUCACCACAGUUGGUAAAACAUUUCGAGUGGUGUGCACAGUUAUUGGGGAGAGUUUUGUUGGGUGGGAAGAUGUUAAUGGUCAGCGGGUCACUAAAGUUCCAGAACCGGACGAACUACCUGAGGAGAAAUACUACAGGCUAAUUCAAGGAAACAGUCACACACUUGUGAUCCAAAACGUUGCUGUAGCGGACGGAGGGAACUACACCUGUCGUGGAGACAAAACUGUCAAGGAGUUUACUCUAUACGUCGAAUUUUUCGUCACACAGUUUCCCUCGGAUCAAAGUCUCUUCGUUGGAAAGGCAGGAAUCAUUCAAUGUUCCGCCAACGGCUAUCCUAAACCAACUUUCAAAUGGUACAAAAAGAGAAGGUUGAUUAACUUAUCCGAUCCUCGCUUCACUCGUCUGUCCAACGGCUCUCUUCUGAUUGAUCCAGUUCACGAACUGGACGCAGAUGAGUACAUCUGCCGCAUUGAACAGCUGGGGGCAGGUACAGACCAAGGAACAAAUCUACGAGAGGAGCAGAAAGUCAUCAAGGUCAUUGUCAACGGUCCGCCACGCAUCAAUCUCGACAAGUCCUCGCCCUCUAAUCUGUAUUCGUUCAUUGGUAACCCUUCCCCAGUGACAAUAAAGUGCCUAUGGUGGGGACAUCCAAUUCCUGAUAUCCGCAUAACAAAGGGUAAUAAAGAGUUACCGAGUGAAGAGGUACAAUCUAAUCCACCACGAUUGGAGGCUACUGUAACUGUGAAAAAUGAUGAGGAUUUUACAACCUACACAUGUCACGCGACCAAUGUGUACGGCUCAGCGUCUUAUGACGUCGCCAUCAAUAAAGCCGGAAAACCCAGUCCUCCGACAAACAUCACGUUCGUUACCACAUGUGAUCACUUAACAGUGGCCUGGACAGAGCCGGAGUCUGAUGGAGGUUUGCCACUGACGCAUUACACCAUAGAGCUAAAGGAUGCCGGGAACUCGCUCGAUGUCGUGUAUAUCGGUGUACAAACUACAAGGUUUACCUUCACAAACCGCGAGGGCGUGAAACCGAGGACACUAUACAACGUCGCAUUACAGGCUUUUAACCAACUUAAUGACGGAAAUAAAGGAGAGAACGAUGUCGUGUCUGCUUACUGCCCUCCGAGCGGUUCCUUUAACAUCACGAACACAGAGACGUGGUUAAACUCCACAAGUUUCAUACUGAAAUGGACUCGCCCACCCCUGGACGGGGGUGAUCCUAUUCUGAUUUACGACAUUGAGUAUAGCAAGGCUGACGCCGAUGGAAAGUUUGUCCACUGGAAUUCACGGAAGGGUAUUGGUGCGCAAGAGUACAACGUGACAGGAUUACAGGGAGGGUCUAGGUACGAGUUUAGGGUAUUCGUGUCUAACAUCGCUGGAAGGAAAAGAGAGCCCGCGAGGAAGGAAUUUAAUGUAUACAGCGGUGUAGGAGGAGGACCCUCCCCAGGUACAGGAACAGGAAUACUACCCACUCAGCCAGUCCUAGUAUACGACAUCUCAGUCAACUGCACGUCAUCUUACAUGCAAGUCGACUUUGCCCUGAAAUCUACUUAUCUUGAUGUCGAGACUUUCCGCUUUGAAAACAAAUCCUGCGGUCCUCUCACCGUCAGCUCUACACGUGUUUCCUUGAGAACACCGCUGGACGCCUGCGGGACCUCAAGUCGGCAGAGCGAGGAAUCCAUAACUUAUUUCAACAAAGUCGUAGCACAAACCAAAGAUCAGAAAACUGUGUACGUCGUUGAAUUUCCGUUCUCUUGUACAUACAACAGACAAGAUACAAUCGGAACUCCAAGUUUUCAACCAAGAAAAAAGAUCACCUUUUUUGAAGAGGGGUAUGGUAACUUCUCAUUUGAGAUGGGUCUGUACCGAAGUGCCGAGUACUUGAAACCGUAUGAUGUAUCAGAAUACCCGGUGAACAUCGACCCAUUCGGUCAGUUGUACUGCCAAGCAAAAUUGGACACCUCGGACCCAGAUCUCAUCCUCCGUGCUGACAUGUGCGUGGCCACACCCAGUAUGGACCCAUCACACAGCGUACAGUACAAGUUUAUCGACAACGGUUGCCCUAUUGAUAACGGGACAGAUUACACCCACACUUUGACAGACACGCAGCGCUUUCAGCUUGUACCGUUUCGUUGGAUCGCAAAUUACACUGUGGUUUAUCUUCAUUGUAAUGUCAUCGUCUGUCACAAGGAAGGAAAUUCACGCUGCAGCAAAGGAUGUCAGUCAUCAGAUCUUCGGCGCAAGAGGAGCACUGAGAACGAAGAAGAACACCGCAUCACCCUCGGUCCUGUCAUGCUCCGCAAACCUCUUCAAUCACAAUCCUAUAGGACGUUUGAAGAUCCUGUACGUCAAUCAACUAACGUUCACAGCCUCCCUUUAUGGGUAAUAAUUCUUGUUAUUUGUGGGACAGUGGUCGGAGUUGGUUUGGUACUCAUCGGCAGUGUACAGCUCUACUGCUUUGUGGCAGCAAAAUCUCAAAAUGGGGCAGCCGCUAUCGGAGAGAGUCAUUCAGAAGAGAUAGAACUUUUCUGCUCCGAAAAUGUUUAGGUUGUCUUCUGUCUCAAUUUUUUUAUUAUAAUAUAGGCAUAGAGGGGUAGGAAGAUUUAGGGUAAAAAGGAAUUUCAGGAAACUACAAGAGUGCGAAAGUAGAGAAAAUAGUAAAGUAACUCGGGUUUAAUGAAAUCUUCAUUGACCUGCUUUGUAUACUACCUCCUGGGAAGGCGCAGUUACGUUUCCUCGGAAAGGCGUGGGGCACAGUCUGUGAUAACUAGAUUGCAAAAAUAAAGGCCAUGUUACAAUGCGCACCGCAAUCCAAGAAAAGGAGAUCGAGGUACACCUCAGGUAAAUAACAGACUCGAGAGAGGGGUCCUUUCAAAGGGCUUCUGGACUCGGUCCCCACCUGAAGACCAAAUGGCACAAAACAAGAAGAAAACCUGUCUAAAACAGAAGUGAAGGGUUGUGUUCGUUAAAUAUUUUAAGGUAUCUCUGCAGCUCUGUAUGCGCUUUUGCGUGCUUAUAUAUUCUGCUUUCGUUCGUAGGAUGGUCAUGUUAGGCGAGCAAAUUAAGCCUGGUUAACAGAACAUUUGAAUACAUGCUAGUUCAAUUUCCGUACGUUUCUAUCCAGUAAACUAAGUUUUCGUUAGAAAACAAUUGUGCAAAUUUCAAUAAAUGGAACUUACUCUUA